Molecule: messenger RNA, 1079 nt
Organism: Chinchilla lanigera (long-tailed chinchilla)
Lineage: Eukaryota; Metazoa; Chordata; Mammalia; Rodentia; Chinchillidae
Gene: Snrpb2
Product: small nuclear ribonucleoprotein polypeptide B
Exons: 7
Coding region: 191-865 (224 amino acids)
Biological process (GO): mRNA splicing, via spliceosome
Cellular component (GO): U1 snRNP
Molecular function (GO): U1 snRNA binding
Source: RefSeq, a predicted model, not a curated record
ACUUCCGGUGCCUAUUCCAUUUCCGGCUCGCGGUUCUUAGGAAGGCGGCGUGUGUUGCGGGUGGGUUCGAGGGCUGUGUACCUCGCUGUUGGGAUUCCCGGAGCUGCGGACUCAGAGCUGAGCAGACACAAAGGUUAUUUGAAGAAAAUAAUCAUACUUCGUGGCUGCAUACAGUUUCUGUUACCCAGACAUGGAUAUCAGACCAAAUCAUACAAUUUAUAUCAACAAUAUGAAUGAUAAAAUUAAAAAAGAAGAAUUGAAGCGAUCCCUGUAUGCGCUGUUUUCUCAGUUUGGGCAUGUGGUAGAUAUUGUGGCUUUAAAGACCAUGAAGAUGCGAGGCCAGGCCUUUGUAAUAUUUAAAGAACUGGGCUCAUCUACAAAUGCCUUGAGACAGUUGCAAGGAUUCCCAUUUUAUGGUAAACCAAUGCGAAUCCAGUAUGCAAAAACCGAUUCUGAUAUAAUAUCUAAAAUGCGUGGCACUUUUGCUGACAAGGAAAAGAAAAAAGAAAAGAAAAAAGCCAAAACUGUGGAACAGACUGCAACCACUGCAAACAAAAAGCCUGGCCAGGGAACAUCUACAGCUAAUACCCAAGGAAAUGCAGCACCAAAUCCUCAGGUCCCUGAUUACCCUCCAAACUAUAUUUUAUUCCUUAAUAAUUUACCAGAAGAGACUAAUGAGAUGAUGUUAUCCAUGCUGUUUAAUCAGUUCCCUGGUUUUAAGGAAGUACGUCUGGUACCUGGAAGGCAUGACAUUGCUUUUGUGGAAUUUGAAAAUGAUGGGCAGGCUGGAGCUGCCAGGGAUGCACUACAAGGGUUUAAGAUCACACCAUCCCAUGCAAUGAAGAUCACCUAUGCCAAGAAAUAACCUCGGGAUGGGCAUCUUGAAGAGACUUGUGUUAUUUAUGGUGUUUGUUUUGGUAACAUUUGGUCAGGCCAUUUUAAUGGGUGGAGGUAGACGCGAAGUAAAAGUGAAAUUUUUGUGAAAGACUUCAAUCGUCUAGUUUUUCUUUAGCCUUAGUGAAGUGUAAUAUGAAUGCCUUAAUUUUGUACAAUAAACUUUGAUUUGUAUUCUGGAUAUA